This is a messenger RNA of Ictidomys tridecemlineatus (thirteen-lined ground squirrel), 1435 nucleotides long. RefSeq names its product CDC42 effector protein 1 (gene Cdc42ep1). Gene Ontology annotation, molecular function: small GTPase binding. Gene Ontology annotation, cellular component: plasma membrane; cytoplasm; cytoskeleton. NCBI's taxonomy places the organism in Eukaryota, Metazoa, Chordata, Mammalia, Rodentia, Sciuridae. The record is from RefSeq and is a predicted model, not a curated record. Gene Ontology annotation, biological process: Rho protein signal transduction; positive regulation of pseudopodium assembly; positive regulation of actin filament polymerization.
ACCAGGAAGGGGGGAAGGAAUAGCUUUGGGCACCUGCUGAGGGGCAGCCAAAAUUUGUUCCCUGACUCCUACAUCCGUUUGGCGGCCUGUCCCAUCAAGCCCUUGGCUGGGUCCUGCUCAGCCUUCAGGAGGCGCUGGGAAAAGCCACUCUGACCAGGAACCCCUUUUACAGGAAGCACGGGGAAGGCACAAGUCCCGAGGGACCUCUGGGCUGCUGUUUACACAGCAGCACUAACGUGAUGGGCCUCCUCCCCCUGCUUCUGGGGGUGGAAGAGAUUUUAGCCCCGAGGAGGUGUCUUGCUCCAGGACUGGGACAUGGGCCCUGUGCCACCAUUCCCUGCAGUGUAGAUGGCUCAUGGCCCCUGCCUCAUUUUCCCCCUUUGAAUGCCAUGCCUUGCUGGGCACUGUGGUGUGGGUUAAGUGACUGCGGCGGGGCAGGCGCUGGCACCUCCGGCCCUGGGCAGCGGCCACUGUGCCAGCGCACCGGGCAGCCUGUAGCUUGGUGGGAUUGGGCCUGGAGCGCCAGCACCCACGCCAGGACAGCAUUUCGGACUCCUCUGCCCAUCUGGGAUUCCUCUGCGUGGACCCCCACGGCGUGUCCCUCCUUUGUGCCCAGCUUCCGCUCAGCCCUGGGUCUCCAUCCCUGAGCAGAAGAGGGACCACCCACCUUUGAGGCCAGGUCUGUGCCUCUUUGCUCCUGGACCCGGCAGGACCGUCUGCAGCUGCUCCCCCAGGGCUUGGGAGAGCGUGGACUCCCAGGGCCAAGGGCCACCCCCUGCCAUUGAGAAGGGGGCCCUGAGCCCAGCCCCCAUGGGCAUGGACCAGCAGCCCUGAGCUGCCAGAGCCCAUGCCUGGCCCCCAGGGGGGCGGAGGAGCCCCCACCAUGAGCCUGGGCAAGCUCUCACCCGUGGGCUGGGUGUCCAGCUCCCAGGGAAAGAGGCGGCUCACGGCAGACAUGAUCAGCCCCCCGCUCGGGGACUUCCGCCACACCAUGCACGUGGGCCGCGGCGGGGACGUCUUCGGUGACACCUCCUUCCUCAGCAACCAUGGUGGCAGCUCUGGGGGCACCCACCGCUCGCCCCGCAGCUUCCUAGCCAGAAAGCUCCAGCAGGUGCGGAGGGUGGGGGUGCCACCCCGAAGGAUGGCAUCCCCUCCAGCACCCUCGCCGGCUCCCCCAGCCAUCUCCCCCAUCAUCAAGAACGCCAUCUCCCUGCCCCAGCUCAACCAGGCCACCUACGACAGCCUGGUGGUGGGCAAGCUCAGCUUCGAUGGCAGCCCCACGGGCUCCGCAGAUGGCCGCUCCAGUUACGGCCUGGACUCGGGAUUCUGCACCAUCUCGCGUCUGCCCCGCCUGGAAAAGCCCAGCAACCCAGACCCAGACCCAGACCCAGACGGCUCCUUCCCCCCUGAGCCUGAACCUGCCUUUGGGGCCUGA